Molecule: messenger RNA, 3261 nt
Organism: Lactuca virosa
Lineage: Eukaryota; Viridiplantae; Streptophyta; Magnoliopsida; Asterales; Asteraceae
Source: the annotation of a GenBank genome assembly
AUGGAUGCAACCACGGAACUUGAUAAGAUUGAAGCAAUAGAAAUGGAUUUCCCGUUAAAGCAAGCAAAAAAACAAGAACAAGAUCUUCAUUCGGUUUCUGCAAACAUGAAGAACCUUCGGUAUAUGGAAUCGAUAGGGGAUCCUGCAAAAUAUUUGUUUACUGACCUUCCACUAAGGGAGCUUUGCUGUCUUAUAUUGUCCGCAGGCUCUCAAAAGCAACUUUGGGAGGGUUGUAAGGUGCUCCCAAGUUUGAAGUUAUUGGAACUUAGCCAUAUGAAUAAGCUAAUCAUGACACCAAAUUUUAAUGGACUUCCAAAUCUUGAAAGAUUCAUUCUUGGUGGCUGUCUGUGUUUAGAAGAAAUUCAUCCAUCAAUUGGAUGCUUGGAAAAGCUUGUUUUCUUAUCUAUAGAAAAUUGUCGGAGUCUUAAGAUAUUUCCACCCAUUAGGGGAAUAAAGAAACUCGAGAUCCUUGAAUUCACAGAGCACCCCAAACAUGUUAAGUUUCCAAAGAUCCACCAUCAGAGGAUGGAGAAUUCAACACAUCUUGAUUUGGAUGAUAAUAGUGGGAGCGAAGUUGCACCCUACAUAGAAUCUAGUACAAACUAUGUUGUUACUUGUCUGAGGUGUGGUUGCAGUGAUCUUCCUGGUGUGGAAGGUUGUGUAGAGGGGCCUUGUUUAUGUCGCAGCAUAUUCUUAGUUUUGUUUCACAACUUGCAAGAACUCCACUUCUUAAGGAAGUUGGAUCUGAGCGAGUGCAAUUUGGGAGAUGAAGAUAUAGGCUCUGAUGUUUUGGAGUUGCCCAACUUGCAAGAACUCAAUCUAUUCAGAAAUAAGUUUUCACAGUUAAGUUUUAGUUGCUUGCAAUUUCCUCGGCUCAAAUGGCUCGACGUGGCAUUCUGCAAAGAACUUGUAGAAUUGUCAGAGCUGCCACAAAGUAUAGCUAUUGUUAGAGCGGAUUGCUGUGACUCACUUGAAAGCUUUGGAGAUAUCUCAAACUGUAAAUGGUUGUGGAAAGUCUCACUUUGGGGGGCUUACAAAUUAGGUCCACGUGUUGGUGAGAUAUUACUAGGCUCCAUGCUCCAGGGGAAUGCUAUUGAAGAUCAUUUUAUCAGUUUCACCAUUCCAUAUCAGAUUCCAAAGGGGUUUGUAGGGAGGUUCUUUAGGGGAAAAACAUUUACAAAGCGUCUCCCACAUGUUAAAUGGGACCCAUAUAAAAGGCAUAUUCAAUCUGGUGAAGAAAAGUUUAGACUGCGUCUUCCAGAUGAUUGGUGCAAUGACUUUUGUGGGUUCUUAAUACGCAUUAUAUUCCAGGACACAGAUAUGGAGAUUGACAUAAGCAUCAAGAAGGAUCCAGAUGAAGAAGAUUCUCGGUUUGAGAUUUGGCAUGAGUCUAAUGAAACACGAGAGCCUGAAUCUGAUGGAGAAGUGAAGACAUCUGUGGGAUAUGUUUCCUUUAAUUCAUUGAGGCAAACCACAUCAUUGAAUUCAUCAUACAGUAUUAUUUCAUUUUCCAUAAAGAGCAAUUGGACUUCGUUUUCAGUUGAGCUCGUUCCUAGAAAAAGUAAAGAUGAUCCCGUGCAAACAACCAAAGUUGCAACAGAUUGCUCAGAAUUUUGGCAUGAGGAAAAUGAUGAAUAUAAAGCAUUUAUGAUCCAAGAUAAUUCAAAGUAUUCUAUCAAUAUUAUAUGGAAAGCUUAGAAAAACAUCUAACAAAACCAUACACCCAUAGGACGUCUGUUGACUCUUUCCCAGUUCGUAUAGUCUGAGUGACUCUGAACUUAUGGUUGUGAUUACACUGCAUACAUCCAGAAACAAAUUGCAAAUUGCAAAGGGAGGAGAACAGAUGUCCUGAAGAUGAUACCAUAAAAUAUUUUGAGUAUUGAGAGAGAAUGCUUUGUAUAUAAACUUUAAGCUAAUUCAUAUGACUACACUUCGUAUUUAUUUAUACAGGAAAGGAAAGCACCACCUCUAUAUCAUAACUGCCUUUAACUACCACAAUAUUAUAGUCUAACAUAAUACAGCAAGGAAGAAAGAAGAUGCAAGAUCAGAAUUAGGUUUAUGUUAUAGAAAUGCUCUAAUUGCUCUCGAUGAUGUCAUUGACCUUGACCAAAUAGAGGUGCUAGGUGGAUUACAUGAUUGGUACGAUGAGGGGGCUAACAGUAAUCACGACUAGAAAUUAACAUUCACUGUAAAUCACAUGGUAUACAUGAUGUGAUGUAUGGUGCCAGCUUAUUAUCACAUAAUGAUGCUAUUCAGCUCUUUCAUAGACAUGCUUAUCAGGUAUAUUCUAUCUCAACACUUGCAUCAUUUUAUUUCUGUAUUGCAGGCAAAGGACAAGAUUAAAAGAGAUAAUAAAUACAUAAAAGGUCUUCAUCACGUUUUUCUAAGCUUGUUAAAAACAAGAAGAAGCUAAGUAAGGUCCCUUCUAUGUGCUUUUCUUCUUUAAUUCACCAACAAUGUUGAAGGGCCCAAUUGUCUUUCUAAUGAGUUGCACCUUCUUUGUUGGUCUUGUUAUCCUACAAAAUUCGAUAGCCAGUUUCCAACCUGGGAAGCUUGUUGUUCUACAAUUGGAUGGGAGCUAGCAAAAACUAACUUUGGAACCAAUAUCUAAGUGUUAUUUGCAUUGAAAUUAUUUCGUAUGUCAUCAUACCUUUUACGAAAAAAAAAACUAAAUCUAUUAAUUGUAAAAUAUAACUGUUAUAGGUAUUGCUUAUUUGGGAUUUAUAUAAAUAUGAGACGUUUUGUAAAUGUAAUUUUCACAGUGAUAUUCAACCCUUCAGACAUUAUUUUCUUAGCCAAAAUGAGUUCGUCCCACAAGUUAUUCGUAGGUUCUUUUUUUUUUUUUUUUUAUGUUUAGGGUCGUGAAAAAUAGUCAAUGACAUUAACUAGUACAUAAGAUAGAGUAGAUAAAUUAUGGUUUAGAUUUUCCCUAAGAUAUAAACCUUUAUUGGUUGUUUAAUUUAAAGGCAAGAAGUUAUGUAUAGCAGAUAACAUUUGUUUAUCUUUCCAACAUCCUGACUUAAAAUACUUUUUAGAAAUAAUUGACGAUAAUAAUGUUACGUGCUUGCUAAACAUUGUUCAUGUUAUGUGUUCAAAUCUCUAUCUUGUAAUUAAAUGGUGUCCCUAUAGAUCCUAGAAACUAAUAUUGUGGAAAAGGGAUGAAAGGGGUCAAAUGGAAAUCUAUCGCGUACGAGAAACAACAAUCAAGAAGUGCUAAUCCUAAAAUAUGUUAGUGAUUUGAAGAUAAAACUUAAUAAUAUC